This is a messenger RNA of Strongylocentrotus purpuratus (purple sea urchin), 2148 nucleotides long. RefSeq lists its product as uncharacterized. The coding region runs from base 107 to 2017 and encodes 636 amino acids. Gene Ontology annotation, biological process: positive regulation of DNA-templated transcription. Gene Ontology annotation, cellular component: nucleoplasm; chromatin. The transcript is spliced from 2 exons. The record is from RefSeq and is a predicted model, not a curated record. NCBI's taxonomy places the organism in Eukaryota, Metazoa, Echinodermata, Echinoidea, Camarodonta, Strongylocentrotidae. Gene Ontology annotation, molecular function: ubiquitin-protein transferase activity; zinc ion binding.
UAUACAAAUAUAGACGCCAUUUUUAUUGGCACCUGGUACACAUGUUACACGAAGUUGGAUGGAUUGUGCUUCUUCAAACAGUUUAAAUCAUAAAAAGAGCGUCUAGAUGAUCAGCAUUCUUUCUGACUUCACAUUGCGAAGAUUUAAAUUGCAACAUACUGGUAUUAAGGUCAAUACUCUGAUCAAGAUGGCGGCAAACUUCAGCUCAGCAGAAAACAUCUGUGAAGGAGAGAACUGUCAAUCAAUCACAGAUGUGACGUACUACGUGAAGGAGAAAAAGAAGCUCUGCGAUGACUGCGCCUCCAAAGAGGAAUGCAUCGGAAAAGCUAGAAAGGGUAGGCACAAUCUUUAUUGUGAGAAGCAUGAUGGUGAAGAAAUCAAACUGUAUUGUAAAACCCAUAGUAUAGCAGUGUGUCAAUUAUGCGCAACGAUAGAUCACCGUGCCAUGUCUUGCGAACAACAGGAUAUAGAGGGCGCCAUUAUGGAUAGUAGAGCAAGACUAAACAUUCUAAAAGAAAAGGCAAAGGACAAAUUGGAGAUUUGUCGAGUUUAUGGAGAUCAGAUUCAUAAGUGUAGAAAAGACACCGACACCCAUCUACAGGCUUUGAAAGAUGAAGUUGAUUCGGUAAUCAAUAAGGCGAUCAAAACAGAAAAGGACAAAGAGAAGGAGGAUGCUGCAAAAAUCAACCAGGAGACUGAUGAGAAGAAUACCAAACUUCACGAGGAGAUUAAACAAAUCAAUGAAAAAAUUCGAAAAAACGACGAGGAGAGAGAAAAUCUACUUGAACUGAACCGUACAAAUGCAGAGAGAAGACGAGAACCAAUCGGCAACAAACAGCAUGUUCUGCAAACAGACAUUAAAAACAUCGCUGAAGAGAAAGAGAGAAAGAUUGGACAGUUAGAGAUAUCUUGGCAAGAUAAUACAAAAACCACAGAGACCACAAUACAGACACUUGAUACAAUACUGAAAGAUGAUUCAAAUGUCGUCAAAGACGGGCAACGUGUGAAGACAUCGGUGAGUGAUGAACUAAAGAAGCCACUGAAUGAGGGUGAAGUGAAACAAGUCACUGAUACCAUAUCGGGUGUGAGGUUUGUGAAGGGUGCUGGGAGAGAGAAGUAUGAUGGGAGGAUUGAUGGGUAUGAUGGGGAAUGGACGCUCAUUGAUACAAUCAAUGUCAGUGAUGAAAUCAAAUACCCGGCCAUUGCAGGAUGCAUAGAUGAAUGCGAUGUGAUCAUUACAGAUAAAGAUCUGAGUGGACAAGAUACAUACAUGUUCAAUAUGAACACUAAACACACUCAGAGAGUGAUAACCAAUGUUAUGUCAUGUGUUGUCUCUUGUGCAUUGCUGAAUGAUGACAAGGUUGUAUGCGGUAAAUACAGUCCUCAGACUGGUGGUAGUUAUACAGGGGACAGUUUGACUGGAUUCAUCAAUGUGUAUGACAGACAAUGGGACCACAUCAAUGACGUCACAAUACCAAUAAACACACCGCGUUAUUACACGCGGGUGGAUGUAGCUGUUGACCAGAUUGGGAUAAUCAUCGCUGCUGAGGAAGGUCAGUCCAAGAUAUACGUCAUCAACCCAGCUGAUGGUAAGAUCAUGCAUACCAUCACAUGUAAACAGGGUAUACUGAUACGUGGUGUACUAUCAUCAGGUCACAUCGUCGCUCAACCCUACCCACCAGAACACAGAGUGUUCAUCAUCGACAGAAAGGGUGCUCAAAGGGAAAUCACCCACAGUGGUCUCAUUCUGAAUACCUGCAUCGAUCCUAUAACAGACGACCUCUACGUCGUGACAUCAGAUGAUGAGUGCAAGACGUGUGUGAUUGAUCAGGUGAUGAGUGGAGGUGACAUGGAUAAGAGAAGAGUAGCAUCAUUCCCUCUAUCAAGUAGAUGUCAUCCACUACAGAACAGGCUGACUCACCUUGUAACAUCUCGCGUGGUGAUGACGUCAUCAGGGAAUAUGAUUGCUUGCGAUGUAGACAACAUUCUCGUAUUCAAAAAGUUAUUGAGCCUAUAGAGUACCGAAGCUGUGACAUCAUAACAAUCUAUUUUUAGAAUUUCUCAAUUUUUUUGUUCAUUUUCUAAUAGAGCAUCAACAAUAAUGUCCAAUUGUAAACAAAACACCAAUUGAAUAUGUUAAGUAUUGGC